Acromyrmex echinatior (Panamanian leafcutter ant) is the source of this 554-nucleotide messenger RNA. Its product is annotated as mitochondrial intermembrane space import and assembly protein 40. Gene Ontology annotation, molecular function: protein-disulfide reductase activity. The record is from RefSeq and is a predicted model, not a curated record. Gene Ontology annotation, biological process: protein import into mitochondrial intermembrane space. Lineage: Eukaryota; Metazoa; Arthropoda; Insecta; Hymenoptera; Formicidae. Gene Ontology annotation, cellular component: mitochondrial intermembrane space.
AAGUCCCUCUUGAUUCUUCGCCAUGCCACUGAUACGUAAAGAGGGCAAAGACACCAUUAUCUUCGCGUCUAAGGAGGAUCAUGCAAUACCCAGCAAAAUCAGUCUUCCUGAACCGGAACCCAGUCCCGGGCUGUUAUUGCCCAAUGGCGAGAUCAAUUGGAACUGCCCGUGUCUAGGAGGCAUGGCGACUGGGCCAUGCGGUUUAGAAUUCCGUGAAGCCUUCUCCUGCUUCCACUACUCCACUGCAGACCCAAAGGGCUCGGACUGUCGCGUUGCGUUCGAGACGAUGCAAAGCUGUAUGUCGCAAUACCCGGCUCUGUACGAGAGCAAGGGCAUGUCGACAGACGACCUGGAAGACGAUGGGAUUGGGGAAGAGGUGGAACAGAAGAAGCAGCCACAGGAGGGUAGCGAUGACAAGAGAAAGGUGGUGGUUGCUAGUCAAGGCGCGGCGCAUUAGCAAUAGUAGUCUUUUUCUCACACGUAUCUUAAUUACUUUAAGAAACUUAAUUUUACCUGUUGCCUGUAUAGUUCAAAAUAAAUUUUUUGAAAGAACA